UGAAGUGGAGAGGAGAGUGAGAGCACUUGGAUGUGUUUUUUUCCGUUCAGGCGAGGCGCGAGAAAGGGAUGCUGAUUUUGUUGCAUGGACCUCGAAGAUUCGCUAGUUUAUUUGGAAAGCAAUUUGACGGGACAAACGCUUUUAUUGUCCGGAGUUUUGUUUUAUUAUGGACAUGACGAUAGAAGCGAGCAGCGAUGUCUAUAGACGAUGAACUAUUGGACGGAAUGGGUCUAUCCAGUAGAGUGAACAACAAAAUUGACUUUUCUGUUUACAUGUAUUUGCUUAUUUUAUGUAGAGUGUUAUUGUUUUCUUGGAAAUAGCACUAAUGGUGUACUUUACACUGCGCUGUCUUAUGGAUGUUUUCCAAGUUUCGGACAAUUCGCACCAAAGCAACUUGCAAUAAUUAGUACACAAAAUAUAGCUUUUGACGCAUUAACGAGUCGAUACAACUGCGAGAAUGGACGCCGGAAGCGAGGUGUCAACUUUGGUUUCUCCCGGUACCGAUGGAAAUGCGCCGAAACAUCUGUGGAGGCAACAGAGCCCGGUUCCUCUUCAAAUCCAGAACUCUUUCGGUUCGCGCAAGAACUACCGGGUGAGACAGAGAGGCUUUUCCGACACGGAAAAGUACCUGAAUCCCAGGACCAUGGACCGGACAUAUGCCGUGGACACCGGUAACCGUCCCGGUUUGAAGAAGUCCAGAAUGUCAUGGCCAUCAUCCUUUCAAGGACUUAAGCGCUUUGAUGUGGACAAUGGCACCUCAUCAGGACGUAGUCCGCUGGAUCCCAUGGCUAGCCCGGGGUCAGGUCUCAUCCUCCAGGCCAACUUUGUGCACAGCCAGAGGAGAGAGUCCUUCCUGUACCGCUCAGACAGCGACUAUGACCUCUCACCAAAGUCUAUGUCCAGAAACUCCUCCAUCGCCAGUGACAUACACGGUGAUGACAUGAUUGUUACACCUUUUGCACAGGUUCUGGCGAGUUUAAGGACUGUCCGGAAUAAUUUUGCUGCUUUAACAAAUGUACAACAGGAAAGGCCCAAUAACAAGAGAUCCCCCAUGUGUAACCCGCCUCCCAUCACAAAGACCUCCUACACAGAGGAGGCCUACCAGAAACUGGCCACAGAGACCCUGGAGGAGCUGGACUGGUGCCUCGACCAGCUUGAGACCCUACAAACCAGGCAUUCGGUCAGCGAGAUGGCAUCCAACAAGUUCAAGAGGAUGUUGAACAGGGAAUUGACUCACCUCUCAGAGAUGAGCCGAUCUGGUAACCAGGUGUCUGAGUACAUCUCCAGUACAUUCUUAGACAAGCAACACGAGGUGGAAAUGCCAUCGCCCCAGUCCCAGAAAGAAAAGGAGAAGAAGAAAAGGCCGAUGUCCCAGAUUAGUGGUGUAAAAAAGCUAACACACAGUUCCAGCCUUACCAACUCUAACAUCCCUCGGUUUGGGGUUAAAACUGAAACAGAGGAUGAACUGGCUAAGGAGCUUGAAGAUGUAAAUAAAUGGGGCCUUAAUGUCUUCAAAGUGUCAGAAUUUUCUGGGAACAGACCUUUAACGGUUAUGAUGUACACAGUAUUCCAGGAGAGGGACUUGUUAAAGACGUUUAAAAUUCCCCUCGACACGUUUAUCACCUAUCUGAUGACUUUAGAGGACCAUUACCAUGCUGACGUUGCCUAUCACAACAACAUCCACGCUGCUGAUGUCACACAAUCCACUCACGUCCUGUUAUCAACCCCUGCCCUUGAGGCUGUGUUUACAGACCUUGAAAUUCUCGCUGCCAUAUUUGCCAGUGCGAUUCAUGAUGUUGACCAUCCUGGCGUCUCCAACCAGUUUCUCAUUAACACUAACUCUGAGCUGGCCCUCAUGUAUAAUGAUUCGUCUGUGUUGGAGAAUCAUCAUCUGGCUGUAGGUUUUAAACUGCUGCAGGAAGAGAACUGUGACAUCUUCCAGAACCUGACCAAGAAACAGAGACAGUCGCUUCGCAAGAUGGUCAUUGACAUUGUUCUGGCCACAGACAUGUCUAAGCACAUGAAUUUGUUGGCGGAUCUUAAAACUAUGGUGGAGACCAAAAAGGUGACCAGCUCUGGGGUAUUACUGCUGGACAACUACUCUGACAGGAUACAGGUCUUGCAGAACAUGGUGCACUGUGCAGACCUCAGUAACCCCACAAAGCCGCUGCAGCUGUACAGGCAGUGGACGGACCGCAUCAUGGAGGAGUUCUUCAGCCAGGGGGACAGAGAGCGGGAACGAGGCAUGGAGAUCAGCCCCAUGUGCGACAAGCACAACGCAUCAGUCGAGAAGUCCCAGGUGGGCUUUAUCGAUUACAUCGUGCACCCACUGUGGGAGACGUGGGCAGACCUGGUGCACCCAGAUGCCCAGGACAUCUUGGACACGCUGGAGGACAACAGGGAGUGGUACCAGAGCACCAUCCCCCAGAGCCCCUCUCCAGCGCUGGACACCAGCAGCGAGGGCCGCCGCACCGCCGGCCAGGAGAAGUUCCAGUUUGAACUGACUCUGGAAGAGGACGGAGAGUCCGACACGGAGAAGGACAGCGGCAGCCCUCCUGAUGAAGAGGAGGAGGAAGAGGAGGAGAACAGCUGCAGUGACUCUAAAACCCUUUGCACACAGGACUCUGAAUGUACAGAGAUCCCCCUGGACGAGCAGGUGGGGGACGCACAGGAGGAUGAGGAGGACGAAGAGGACGACCAGGAGGAGGAAAGGGAACUAUCAGAACCCUGUGUUUUAGAGGAAGAAGAGGAGGAGGAGGAGGAAGAAGAAGAGGACACUGCCAACACGUAACACAGUAUGACACGGCACCUGAACUUUUUUAUAUUAGAGAUGAGAAACACUUAUUUAUGGUUAAGAUAUUAGUUUUUUUCAUUGUCUAUUUUGCAUACGUCGUUCAGAAGUGCUUUUUAAAUGUCCGCCUUUAAUCUGUUUUCUUUUGAUUUUUCAUUCCACACUCUUUUUUUUGGUUUUCAACCAUUUUUACACUCAGGAAUAUCUUUUCCACUCCCACCUGUCAUCAUACAAACAAACGAAACAAAUGAAAGGUUAAAAAGCUCGAUUUUUAUUCCUGAUUGUGAGGUACUUUCUUUGUUUUUUUUGACUGAAACAGUAUUUAACUUAGAAAGCAGCUGUUUUUUCACCAACGAGACACUACUUUUUCCUGUUUAUCUGAAGGAAAGUGGCAAUUCGAAGCAUUUUAGCAGACAAACACUUCAUGCUUUGAACUUCACGUCUUCCUGAUGCCUUGAAUGUGUUUUUAAUCUGAAUUUAGCUGUCUGUUGUGUUUGCGUAUCAGUCAUCAUUUGAAGUGAAUGGACCUGGUACCAAAGUGAAAAGAACUCGUGAGACACCAUUUUCCACACUGAAAAUGCUCAUUUUCAGUUUAAUUACCAUAUUUGGGGUAAAUAUGGAAAUGUGGUCAUUUUCACAUCUUUUUAUUAUUUUUUUUUUUAACUUAUUGGUUAUAUCGAGUCCAGUUUUAUUCAAAAUAUUUUUAUUAUUUUAUCCUCAGCUUAAUAGUACAUAAUAAUAGCUGAUUAUGGUCAUAUUUCAACUUUUUAAAAUGUUAUUCCCCCAAGAACAAGAACUCAUAAUUCUGUUAUGAAAUAAUAGCUUGAUAAUAAAUAAUAAAUAAUAGCUUUUUGUUACCUACCAAAAAUGUACAAAAACAUUUUAGCAAUGAAGUCAAAUAAAUCCUGGUUAUCACUUCAUAAAUGAAUGAUUUAUAAACUAUAUGAAUUAUUACUGUAAUUAAAUAAUAAUAAUGCUAUUAAUAAUAAUAAUAAUAAUAAUUAUUAUUAUUAUUAUUAUUAUGCUGGUGAUCCUGGGUACCCACUUCAUACAUAAUAAUAAUAAAAAAAAAGUAUAUUAUUAUUAUUAUUAUUAAUCAUAAUUAUAAUUAUUAUAUUAUUCGUAAUAAUUUAUUGUUGUUAUUAUUAUUGUCAUUAUCAUCAUCAUCAUCAUCGCAGCAUUAUUAUGACAAUAUAAUUUUUUAUUGUUAUUAAAUGACAGUAAUGCUAAUAAAAAUAUUAGUAAUAAUAAUAGUAAUUAUUAUUAUUAUUUUUAUAAUAAUAAUAAUUGUUAUUUUAUUAAUAAUAAUACUAAUAAUAAUAAUAAUAUUGUUAUUAUUAUAUUGGUGAUGCUAAUGUUUGCUUUUUUAUUAGUAGUAGUAGUAGUAGUAGUAGUAGUAAUUAUAAUAAUAACAGUUAAUAUAAUAAUAACAAUUAUUAUUGUCAUCAUCAUCAUCAUCAUCAUCACAGCAUUAUUAUAAUAAAAUGAAUACUGUUUAUUACUUUAUAAAUAACAAUAUAAAUUAUUAUUGUAAUGAAAUAAUGAGAUAAUAAUAAUAAUAAUAAUAAUAAUAAUUAUUAUUAUUAUUAUUAUUAUUACUAUUAUGUUGGUGAUCCUGGGUACCCAGGUAUUAAAGAUAAUUUAUGGUGUUAUUAUUAUUGUCAUCAUCAUCAUCAUUAUUUACAGCAGCAUUAUUUAUUUACAAUAGGAAUAAUAAUAAUUAUUAUUCACCAUUAUUAUUUUUGUCCCUGUUCAUUUUUUUCUCAGAAACGUUUUCCAGCUGUUUGGUGCCAUGUGUCCCUGGCCGGUUAAACAGAAAACAGCUGUCGUAAAUGAUGAAGCUCAAUUUAGCGGUUUCUGUUGUCACAUGAUCACGGGACAAUCAGCUUCAGUGCAAAGCCUCAUCAUAAGCGUGAAUCUAGUUGCACUGUACUUUUUUUGUAAUUAGUAUUUAUUCAGUUUAUUUUUGACAUUGCCAAACAUUACCAGUCGCAAUGAUUUGAACUGCUGCUUUACUCAUCUCUGUCAAGUGUCCUACUGUACAAACAUCCUCUUGGUUUUGUUAGGUUCAUGCUAGCAUUAUUUAUUAAUGCUCUUUGAUGUGCUUGUAGCAUAUUAAAGCGUUUCAAUCAAACUGUAGCAUCGGCAAUGCAGGCUUGCGAGUCGGUUUUCGUUAAUAUAUUACUUUAAUUAUACAUGCAGUAAAUAUACCUAAUCAAAUGUACAAAAUUCUGUAUAAUAUGGAAGCCUUUUGAAACGACCCCUUUCUCGUUGCUUUAUUUAAAACUCGUUGCCAAGUUUUAGCUCAUAUUUUUGGAUUGUCUCCAUUCUCUCCAUUGGUUCUCAUUCCUCUCUGUUUACAUACAUGUAUUUAUUGUGCUGUACAGUACAUAUUGUUGCUCUUAUCAUGUGGUUGUAUAUGAUUAUAUCAUCCCUUUUGGUGAUGGUGUUGUAUUAUGGAACUCUUACUGAGAGAAUGUUUGUAAUUCUUAGUAUGUAAUGAUCCCAUUGAUAUGUGUCUCUAGAGAGAUUGCGUAGAGAAAGGGAAAGCCAAAUUAUAGUCAUUACUGUGUUUAUUUUUCAUUCUUUCUUUCUUUUUAAAAGAAAGUGGUUCCGUGGCCUGAGGGUUGUGCCUUACAGAUAGCUCUUUAGAUUUUAUCCUCUUGCUGCACUAAAGAAACUACUGGCUGGAAAUUGACCUAGAUGUGUUUGUCGUGUUCCUCCUGUUCACUUAUGUGGCGUAAAUGCUCCCAGCAUAUAACAAACGAAAAAGUUGUCAGACCUCAUCGGACAGGGUAAAAGCAGGCCAGUGUGAUGGGCUUGGGUUUGCGACCACCUCCGUCAUAUUUCCGUCUAUGCUGUGUUCAUCUGACCGACACAUUCAAAGACAUUUGCGUUUCAUGCAAUAUGAGGAGAGAAAACAUCUUUCUGUUUUGGGGGAAAACAGGGCAUUUUUGAUUUCCAGAUCCAGAGAGGGGUUAGAGCAUCCUUCACAAAAAGCCCAAAACGCUCAAUUUGGGACUCAUUUUGACACAUAUACUGUAGAUUCUUAUUGACCCUAAAUGGAUGAAAUCAGUGUGUCCUUCUCGUCUCUUUUUAAAUCGUCAGAGAAAUACACAAACAGAAUUUGACAAAUGAUAUUUAGGGAUAACUAUUUUUUUGUUAUGUGACUUGAAUGACAAAACUUGUCUGGAGGUUUCACAAGACCGUGUAGUUGUUUAUCGGACUCCUUGUUUAUCGCAGUCUAUUGGAUAGAACUGUAGAAAUAAAAAUUUACGUACGAAAACUGGUAAAAUCCAAUAAAAAUGUUUUUUUAUAUGCACCAAAAUAAAAGCAUGGGUUGACUCUAUCAUGUUGUCUCUUGUUUCCUCUGAAAAUGACCUGCAGGCUCUCUAUCAACAAAUCUAUGAUUGACUAUGAAUUUAUUAUAUACAUUUUUUAAGAUUUUUAUUUUUUGUAAAGUUUAAAUAGUUUUUGUCAUUUUGAUUUGAUAUAUUUGUGUUUAUUAUAUAAUAUACUUUUUGAAUAAAAUAAUUUUGUUUUA
Messenger RNA from Labeo rohita (rohu), 6335 nucleotides. RefSeq names its product phosphodiesterase 4D, cAMP-specific (gene pde4d). The record is from RefSeq and is a predicted model, not a curated record. Gene Ontology annotation, cellular component: nucleus; perinuclear region of cytoplasm; cytosol. NCBI's taxonomy places the organism in Eukaryota, Metazoa, Chordata, Actinopteri, Cypriniformes, Cyprinidae. The transcript is spliced from 15 exons. Gene Ontology annotation, biological process: signal transduction. Gene Ontology annotation, molecular function: 3',5'-cyclic-AMP phosphodiesterase activity. The coding region runs from base 458 to 2791 and encodes 777 amino acids.